Molecule: messenger RNA, 2195 nt
Organism: Syzygium oleosum
Lineage: Eukaryota; Viridiplantae; Streptophyta; Magnoliopsida; Myrtales; Myrtaceae
Product: amine oxidase [copper-containing] alpha 2, peroxisomal-like
Exons: 6
Coding region: 21-2045 (674 amino acids)
Biological process (GO): amine metabolic process
Molecular function (GO): quinone binding; copper ion binding; primary methylamine oxidase activity
Source: RefSeq, a predicted model, not a curated record
GAGGACUUUCACAUACAAUAAUGGCUUCCGCUGGCAGAGUCUUGCUCUUCCUCCUCUCCAUCCCCCUCUCCCCCUCCUUCGUCUCGCCAGCCUCAUCUCAGCAUGAGCACCCGCUUGAUCCGUUGACGCCUGCGGAAUUCUCUCUGAUUCGACGUGCGGUGAUGAGAUCGUAUGGGGCAUCGAUUGAAAACGUAACGUUCCAAUACGUGGGUCUCGACGAGCCAGAUAAACCGCUCAUUUACUCAUGGAUGUCGAACCAAGCCGAUAAGAUACCCCCUCGCCGCCGAGCCGCCGUGGUCUUGCGGUUCCACGGGCAAACUCAUGAGCUCACUGUGGACUUAUCGAACCAUCGACCAUCAAUCGUCUCGAAGGAGGUGUACCAUGGACACGGCUUCCCUAUGCUCACGCUAGAGGAGCAAACAGCUGCGACCGAUCUGCCUCGGACCCAUGACCAAUUCAUACGAUCCAUCGAGAAGAGAGGCCUCGACAUGUCCAGCAUUGUGUGCUCAUGUUACUCGGUCGGUUGGUACGGAGAGCAGAGUAGCAGGAGGGUCGUGAAGGUCCUUGCUUACUACACAAAUGGCACGGUCAACUUCUACAUGAGACCCAUCGAAGGCAUAGUCAUGGUGGUCGAUCUGGAUUUGAUGAAGAUAGUGAAGUAUCACGACCGGUUCACGACGACCAUGCCGACAGCGGAGGACACCGAGUACCGUCUUGAGAAGCAAAAGCCUCCCUUCGGGCCGCAUCUGAAGGGCGCGGCCAUCGUGCAACCUCAUGGACCGGGCUUCGAGAUCAAGGGACAUACCAUCAGCUGGGCCAAUUGGAAGUUCCAUCUAGGGUUUGACGUCCGAGUCGGUCCGAUCAUCUCGCUAGCAUCGAUCUACGAUCUGGAGAAGGGUAAACAUCGACAAGUACUAUAUAGAGCCUACGUGUCCGAGGUCUUCGUGCCCUAUAUGGACCCAACCGAAGAGUGGUACUACAAGACCUAUUUCGACUGCGGAGAGUUUGGGUUCGGACUGUCCGCGGUGUCACUCCAGCCGGGGGCAGACUGCCCCGAUAACGCGGUAUUCAUGGACGGAUUCUAUGCGGGCCAAGAUGGUACCCCUGUAAAGAUAUCGAACGUGACUUGCGUGUUUGAAAAGUAUGCAGGAAACAUCAUGUGGCGUCACACUGAGACUGGAAUUCCGGAUGAGACUAUAAGAGAGGUCAGAUCCGACGUGAGCCUGGUGGUGAGGUCGGUGUCGACGGUUGGCAACUACGAUUACAUUCUUGAUUGGGAGUUCAAGCCAAGUGGAGCCAUCAAAUUCGAGGUCGGACUGACUGGACUACUAGAAAUCAAAGCAGUGAACUACACUCAUGCAAGUCAGAUAAAAGAGGAUGAAUAUGGCACAAUGGUUGGAGAAAACACCAUCGCUACGCACCACGACCACUUCUUGACCUACCAUCUCGACCUCGACGUCGAUGGUGGUCCAAACUCCUUCAUCAAGACCAGUUUGAUCACAAAAGCAGUGGCCAACAGUAGCGUGCCGAGGAAGAGUUACUGGACUGUGUCGAGCAAGACGGCGAGAACUGAGUCAGAGGCGCAGCUGCACUUGGGAUUGGAGCCAUGUGAUCUCGUUGUGGUCAACCCCAACAAGCAAACCAAAGUCGGGAACAAUGUCGGGUACCGCCUCAUCCCGGGGCCGAUUGCCAGCCCCAUUCUGUUCCGUGAUGAUUACCCGCAGAUCCGCGCCGCUUUCACCAACAACAACUUGUGGGUGACUCCGUACAACAAGAGCGAAAAAUGGGCUGGAGGCCGAUACGUCGAUCAAAGCCGAGGGGAUGAUACUUUAGCUGUUUGGACCAAGAGGAACAGGAAAAUUGAGAAUGAGGACAUCGUGUUGUGGUACACGUUAGGCUUUCAUCACGUCCCUUACCAAGAGGAUUUCCCGAUAAUGCCGACACUGAGCGGCGGCUUCGAGCUCCGGCCAAGCAACUUCUUUGACAGAAACCCGGUGCUCAAAACAAAAUCCCCAAAACCUGUCAUUCCGAGCUGCAAGCCCUAGAGAUGAUCUUUCCUGGAAUUGGAGUGCUCCUAUCAGAGGGUCUUUAAAGAUUUUCAGAUUCAAUGUUUUAGCUCAUCCUCCUGGAUGAAGAAUGUCAUUGUAGCAUGUUGGCACAUGUACGAUCUAUUUGAAAGUCUGCUCUUCAGUUUU